Molecule: messenger RNA, 1317 nt
Organism: Cordyceps militaris CM01
Lineage: Eukaryota; Fungi; Ascomycota; Sordariomycetes; Hypocreales; Cordycipitaceae
Product: ribose-phosphate pyrophosphokinase
Exons: 2
Coding region: 1-1317 (438 amino acids)
Biological process (GO): purine nucleotide biosynthetic process; 5-phosphoribose 1-diphosphate biosynthetic process
Cellular component (GO): ribose phosphate diphosphokinase complex; cytoplasm
Molecular function (GO): ribose phosphate diphosphokinase activity; magnesium ion binding
Source: RefSeq, a predicted model, not a curated record
AUGGUCCGCAACAUUGUCCUCCUCGGAGGCAAUUCCCACCCCGAGCUUACUGACAGCAUUGCCAAUAUUCUCUGCAUCCCUCCCGGCGACCGCAUCCUCGGCAAGUUCUCCGGCGGUGAGAGCCGCUGCGAGAUUAAGGACUCGGUCCGUGGCAAGGAUGUGUACAUUGUCCAGUCCGGCUCCGGCCACGUCAAUGACCACCUCAUUGACCUCUGCAUCAUGAUCUCAGCCUGCAAGACGGGCUCUGCCAAACGCGUCACCGCCGUCGUCCCUCUGUUUCCCUACUCUCGCCAACCUGAUUGGCCCUACAACAAGGCCGGUGCCCCCCUCUCCCGCUCCCUCGAGAACGGUGCGAAGCAAGACUACACUUUUGAAAGCGUGCCCGCAACGCCGCGACCCGGCGGGCCCAAAAGCAGCGGCCUCAAUAAUGGCGUCAACAGUCUCGCCGAGAAGCUUGCCAAGAACAGCAUCUCGCAGGACAAGUCUGACAAUGCCGACCACUUCACACCCGCCAAGCGCGCCGACAGCGCCGCCAGCCUGACGUCACACGCCCGCGGACAUACCGCCGAGGGCUCCGUCUCCUCCCAGCGCAGCUUCACCACCCACGACUACAAUACACCCACCAACGUCCCUGCCUUCCAUGUCAAGCCAGGCUAUAAGCAGUGGGUGGCUCAGGCCGGCACACUCGUCGCCGACCUUCUCACCUGCGCCGGCGCCGAUCACAUCAUCACCAUGGAUCUCCACGAUCCCCAAUACCAGGGGUUCUUUGACAUUCCCGUCGACAAUCUCUACGGGAAGCCCCUGCUGCAAAAUUACAUCCGCCAGCACAUCCCCGGCUAUAAGGAAGCCGUAGUUGUCUCGCCGGAUGCCGGCGGUGCCAAGCGUGCCACCGCCAUUGCCGACAGUCUCGAUAUGGACUUCGCCCUCAUCCACAAGGAACGCCGUCCGAUCAAGUUCACCGAGCAGCGCAACGCCAGCAUGAUGCUCGUUGGCGACGUGGCAAACCGCAUCUGCAUUCUCGUCGACGACUUGGGUGACACGGCCAACACCAUCACCCGCGCCGCCAAGCUGCUCAAGCGCGAAGGCGCCAUCAAGGUCUACGCCCUACUGACCCAUGGUGUCUUUAGCGGUGAUGCCAUUGCCCGCAUCAACGCCUCGGCCAUUGACAAGGUCCUUGUCACCAAUUCGGUGCCCCAGACUGAGCACUGCCGUCUCUGCCCCAAGCUCGAGGUCAUUGACAUUAGCGCCGUGUUUGCCGAGGCCAUCCGCCGUGUCCACCACGGCGAGUCCAUUAGUGUCUUGUUCCAGCACGACUAG